AUGUCGGACUAUCCACAACAACAGCAGCAAAAUCAAUCUUCUCUUGAUACUGACAACCAACAGGAACAUAUGAACGACUCGCCUCCAAGAGACUCUAUGCAAUGGGAGCCUGUAACGCAAGGGGAGCCUGCAAUGCCACUACCAUCCACGGACACGUAUACCGAUGCAAAAGUUCAAGAUUUGCAAACUCAUCUACCG
Molecule: messenger RNA, 198 nt
Organism: Paraglomus brasilianum
Lineage: Eukaryota; Fungi; Glomeromycota; Glomeromycetes; Paraglomerales; Paraglomeraceae
Source: the annotation of a GenBank genome assembly